Raphanus sativus (radish) is the source of this 1148-nucleotide messenger RNA. Its product is annotated as agamous-like MADS-box protein AGL97. The transcript has a single exon. Bases 117 to 1148 code for a protein of 343 amino acids. Lineage: Eukaryota; Viridiplantae; Streptophyta; Magnoliopsida; Brassicales; Brassicaceae. Gene Ontology annotation, biological process: positive regulation of transcription by RNA polymerase II. Gene Ontology annotation, molecular function: protein dimerization activity; DNA-binding transcription factor activity, RNA polymerase II-specific; RNA polymerase II cis-regulatory region sequence-specific DNA binding. The record is from RefSeq and is a predicted model, not a curated record.
GAGUACAUAGAGAGAUCACAUCACACGCAAAACAAAUUACCCACACCCUAAAAAAAAGAAAGAAAGAAAGAAAAGUCUCUAUCUUUCUCUCUCACUGUACGUGAACGAAAACGAGAAUGGUGAAAAGCGGAGGAAGAGGAGGCACUAAGAGAAAGAUCGACAAGAUGGAAAAGAUCCCUAAGAGAGAGUACCGCGCGACCACUUUCACCAAACGCUGUUCCGGACUCCACAGCAAAGCCGCGCAGCUCUGUCUUCUCACCGACGCGCAGAUAGCGAUACUGGCCACCCCUCCUUCCACGCACUCCAACGUGUCCUUCUUCUCCUUCGGCCACUCUUCCGUGGACGCCGUCGUGAACGCGUAUCUCACGGGACAGCGUCUGGCUCCCGUGCGGGAAGAAGAGUCGAUGGAGGAGGAUAUCGGUGUGUGCAUGGCUCGCAAGGAGCUAGGGUUGGAGUGUUGGUGGGAGAAGGAGAGUCUUGCUAGGUCGAAGGAUCCUCGAGAGUUGAUGGACGCGAUGAAAGCCAUUGAGAGGAUGUUGAGUAGACUGCGUUCUGGAGAGUUUGCUAUUGAUCAUAAUGAUGAAGACGUGAUCAAGAGCGACGAGACCAUGGCGAAGAAUGAAACCCUAAAUCUCCAAGCAGUUUGUUGCGUCCCUGGCGAUGACAAGAUCAUCACUGAAGAGCAAGAUGAGAUCCUGGCUAUUUGUGAUAGUUUUUGUGCUAAGGAGGAGGACAACAACGUAAACGGUUUAAGUGGAAGCUUGGAUGUGUACGAUUAUCAAGAGAUGGAUGUUGAUGAACUGAUAGAUUUUACGACUUAUGAAAGUUCGAUAUUCGAAGGUGGUGUCUUGGAUAGCACUCAAGAGCAUCAGGGGAGCCUUUUGAUGAAAUUUGAAGCUGCUGGUGCUGCUCAUGACGUCUCUACAAAUCCAAAUCCUCCCAUCUCUCAUGUGUCUGAAGAAGGUGCUGAAGACGUGGAAGCAGCUUUGGUGUUUCAGAACAAAAAAGCUUGGGAUGAAGCUGCUACUGAAGUCUCCACGAUGAAUCCAUAUCAUAUGAUCUAUGAUUUUAAAGGUGUGCUUGAAGGUUUACUUGAAGAGGAAGCUUUUGUGUUUGACAAUCUCCAGUUUUCUGAUUAUUUCAACUAG